This is a messenger RNA of Cyprinodon tularosa, 1101 nucleotides long. RefSeq names its product retinol dehydrogenase 12, like (gene rdh12l). The transcript has 7 exons. Lineage: Eukaryota; Metazoa; Chordata; Actinopteri; Cyprinodontiformes; Cyprinodontidae. The record is from RefSeq and is a predicted model, not a curated record. Bases 149 to 1042 code for a protein of 297 amino acids.
CAGCUGCGUUUUGGUUUUUAAUUCACGAGCGCUCUGUUGGAAGCUGUAGAAGAAGAGGCGUCAGUUUGUCAAGUUUUUCGGGUUUUCCUGAAAGUUUUUCGGGUUUUACUGAUCAUUUAAUCUCAUCUGCCGACGGUGUGGAAGUAAUAUGCAAGCUAUGAGAAACCUUUUCCGGGCUCCCUGGUCCUCUGACGUGAGGCUCGAUGGUCAAACUGCGGUGAUUACAGGCGCCAACUCCGGCAUCGGCAAAGAGACAGCCAUCGACCUGGCCAAGAGGGGAGCCAGAGUGAUCUUGGCAUGUCGAGAUAUGGAGAAGGCACAGGCAGCUGUAACUGAAAUCAUCGAAAGCUCUGGCAGUGACAGUGUUCUCUGCAUGAAACUCGAUUUAUCAGACAGCAAAUCUAUCAGAGAGUUUGCUGAAGCUAUCAAUAAAGAUGAGCAAAAACUUAACCUCCUCAUCAACAAUGCAGGUGUGAUGGUUUGUCCGUAUGGGAAAACUGCAGAUGGCUUCGAAAUGCAGAUUGGAGUCAAUCACUUUGGACAUUUCCUGCUGACAUACUUGUUGCUUGAUCUAAUCAAAAGAUCAGCCCCGGCCAGAAUCAUAAACGUGUCUUCGAUGGCUCAUUCCUGGGGCUCCAUCAAUCUGGAGGACAUCAACAGUGAGAAGAGCUACAACAAGAACAAAGCUUACGCUCAGAGUAAACUUGCUAACGUGCUCUUCACCCGCUCACUGGCUAAAAGAUUAGAAGGUACCGGUGUGACCACGUACUCCCUCCAUCCUGGGGUCGUUCGGACAGAUUUGUGGCGCCACCUGAGCGCUCCUGAGCGGUUCUUCAUAAAUCUAGCCAAACCUUUCACCAAAGACUCGACCCAGGGAGCUCAGACUACCAUUUACUGUGCAGUGGAGCCGUCUCUGGAGAAGGAGAGUGGUGGAUAUUACAGUGACUGUGCUCCUGCCAACACCUCCGCUGCUGGGAAAGACGAGCUGGCAGAGAAGCUGUGGGAGCUGAGCUGCAAGAUGCUCUCCUUGACAUGGGAAUAAGGCCUUCCCUCUGUUGCUUUACUGAUUGUUACUUCAUUCCUUUAAUAACGCACACUAAC